AUGAGUGGUGAAGUUGCGGCACAUUCAAGAAACUCCUCACUUGGGGGAGGGCCAUCAAUGAUAGGAAUGAUAAGGGCCAGGAAACUCGCCGUAAAAAUUAAAAAGCGAGCCCAGUUUUUAGUAGCUGAUAGAACACGAAGGGAAAACGCGGGAAGGACAGCUGUCAUUCACUGGGAUUUCCCAAGAAAUUUCCGCCGUGAUGAGCCGACAACGAGACUAAACGUUCCAAGCGGCAGAUCCCCACCGUCUUCGCGUUCUCCCAGUGUAUUGUCACGUUAUGGUUACACACACCCAAGUCAAGCGCCAAAAAACAGUUACCGACUAGAACCGGUUAGCCGUUUCUCCGAGCCAAAAGUCAAAGAAGUUAUCGAAGACGUGUUAGAUCAAAAUCUUCACGGCCAAACCUAUGAGGCAGUAUUUUGCAAGGAAAUGACCAAAAAACUGUCUGAUACAAUAAAACAACGAGUCAAGAUCCUUGGAUUUUCACGGUACAAGUUUAUUUGUAUUGUACACAUGGGACAGGUUCAUAACCAAGGAAUGCGAAUCGGCAGUCGAUGUCUUUGGGAUCAGAAAUUUGACAAUGUCGCUGAGGGAUACUUUAGGAAUGGCGACCUAUUUGCAGUUGCUACGGUUUUCGGUGUGUACUGUGAGUAA
Molecule: messenger RNA, 654 nt
Organism: Pocillopora meandrina
Lineage: Eukaryota; Metazoa; Cnidaria; Anthozoa; Scleractinia; Pocilloporidae
Source: the annotation of a GenBank genome assembly